GAGGACCUACGAAAAUGAGUUCGGUUUUCACCCGGAGACUGGAUGAAAGACCAGAGCUUUACCUCAAUCAUGAGCUGCAGCCGGUGUCCGAUGAUAGCAAAAUAAGAGCUGAAUUUAGCAGUUUUCUGGGGAAAUUGUCACGGGAGUGUGUGCCACUUGAUUAUGUUAACUGGAAACAAAUUCCUGCUGAGGAAAAAAAUAGAUGGUGGGAGUUUAUCAAGCAAAAGUACAUCAUUCCCGAGGAAGGUAAAGAUUGGAUUAUGAAGACUAUUGAUGAGUCUUGGAGGGUGUACAAAAGUCGAUUCAAGGCACAGUAUUAUACCAAAUAUGAUACUGAUGAGGAUCGGCUAAAAAAUAGGCCUCAACAUAUUUCACUAGAACAAUUCAAGUCAUUGAUAGCAUAUUGGGGUGAUGAGUUUGUGAAGGAGAAGGCAAGAAAAAAUGUAGUAAAUCAGCAAAAAGUUAAAGACAAACACAAGGCUGGCCGUAAAAGUUUUGCUCAGAUUGGCAACGAAAUUAAAAAGAAGAAGAACCUGCCUAAAUCACCAUCAAAGGGGAAAAUUUACCCUAAAACUCGCAAGUUUCCGAAGAAAAAAGCUGGUGACAAUUUAGAGGAAGAAGUCAGUGAUCAUGAUUCGGUGGAACUAGACUUUGAUAAUCAUGCGCCUAAUUGGCUUCUUGGCAGAGGUGGAAGGACAAGGAAAACAAUGCUAGAUAAGAUGCAGAAAAGAGAAAAGAACAGAUCUGAAGAAUUGAUAAAGCUAAGAGAAGAACUUUCUCGUGAAAUGGAGGAGAAGAUGAACAGAAAGCUGAAAAAUAUUUUGGAAAAGAUUGUUCAAAUGACUUCUUUACAAAUUGACAUUGACGAACUAUUGGCUGAUGACAACACUGAUCAUGGGGCUGAAGCGGAGUUGGAUGGAAAUGAAGCCGAGGGAGCUACAUGAUAGCUUCAGA
This is a messenger RNA of Daucus carota subsp. sativus, 954 nucleotides long. RefSeq lists its product as uncharacterized. The transcript has 4 exons. The coding region runs from base 15 to 944 and encodes 309 amino acids. NCBI's taxonomy places the organism in Eukaryota, Viridiplantae, Streptophyta, Magnoliopsida, Apiales, Apiaceae. The record is from RefSeq and is a predicted model, not a curated record.